Messenger RNA from Phytophthora nicotianae INRA-310, 477 nucleotides. RefSeq lists its product as hypothetical. Lineage: Eukaryota; Oomycota; Peronosporomycetes; Peronosporales; Peronosporaceae. Bases 1 to 477 code for a protein of 158 amino acids. The record is from RefSeq and is a predicted model, not a curated record. The transcript has a single exon.
AUGAACUCCAGCAACAGCGAUGAUAGUGAUGAUGACUGUGAGGAAGAUGAUGUGUUAGAGCGCAGGGAACAUGUGGAAGGCGACGAUGAACUCCCGGAUGAUGUGCUGAAACUAGUGGACCAAACAUUCGUAGCCUCGCUCUGUGGAAGUCUGUCUAUUGCCAAUAUCGACAAGGAUGCCUUGCGCCUGACGAAGUGGGGUGAACCGUCCUCUCUGUUCAACAUAAGUAGGCCGAGCUACCAGGGGCUUUCAAGUUACGGAGCGAUUCCUACGCACGAGCUACGGGAAAUGGCAACUACACCACUAGGGUUACUGUUCUACUUCAUGCCAAAGCAGUUGUGGGUCACCAUCGCGACUGAAACCAACCGCUAUCGAGCCCAGAACAUUGAUUCCGAAGCCAAGAAAAUUUGUGCAAGUCAGAGGCGUAGCAACCGUGUCGCGUUACCAGAACACUUUUGCAGAUACGAAGGCGUCUGA